GCAGCAAAAUAACAGUCCGCAAGAACCGAUGGAGAUAACCCUGCUCUGCCUUGUGCUGUAUCAGCAUCUGGCAGCCUCCAUACGAGUUAUACCCAGCAGCCGUCAGCUCUUCAUGCAUGACUCUGUGCAGAUGAGCUGUGAGGCGGACUGGAACAGGACCGGAUGGACAGUACUGAGGAACACCAGCGUGAAACAACUGCAGAGAUGCAAGGUGGACUGGGGAUCGCUGAAAAACAACAUCUGCUCCAUCAGCGCCGCCUACCCAUGGAACAGCGGAGCGUACUGGUGCCAGUCCGACUCGGGGGACAGGAGCAGCGUGGUCCAUUUGAUCGUCCACGACGGUCCUGUGAUCCUGGAGAGUCCCGUCCUUCCUGUGAUGGAGGGAGACGAUGUGACUCUGCGCUGUAGCACCAAGACGCCUCCUUCCAGUCUCUCAGCUGAUUUCUAUAAAGAUGACAUUCUCAUCAGGACAGAGUCUACAGGACAGAUGACCAUCCACCAUGUCUCCAAGACUAAUGAAGGUCUCUACAAGUGUCAAGUCUCUAAUGUGGGAGAGUCACCCGGCAGCCGGAUGACUGUGAGAGACAGAGACUUCUCUCCGGACUCAACCACACCCCUGAAUUUCUCCUUAACCACGCCCUCAGCCCCACCCAUGUCUGAACCUCCCUCCCUGUCUGCCUCCAGACUGAUGUAUCAUCUGGUGGUGGCAGCUCCUUACCUGCUGUCAACCAUCACGCUGGGCCUCAUCUACCUAGCCAGAGCCAGAGCUUCUGCGACUGAUAAAGAGGCGGGAGUCCAUGGUGUCACAUUUGAUGUCAUCAUGGAGGUGGAGUAAUUCUCAAAACCACAGCUUGGAAGACACACACCCACAAACCCA
Molecule: messenger RNA, 877 nt
Organism: Lampris incognitus (smalleye Pacific opah)
Lineage: Eukaryota; Metazoa; Chordata; Actinopteri; Lampriformes; Lampridae
Product: carcinoembryonic antigen-related cell adhesion molecule 20-like
Exons: 5
Coding region: 29-835 (268 amino acids)
Biological process (GO): cell surface receptor signaling pathway
Molecular function (GO): transmembrane signaling receptor activity
Source: RefSeq, a predicted model, not a curated record